This is a messenger RNA of Colletotrichum siamense, 3978 nucleotides long. RefSeq names its product Protein SKG3 (gene SKG3). NCBI's taxonomy places the organism in Eukaryota, Fungi, Ascomycota, Sordariomycetes, Glomerellales, Glomerellaceae. The transcript is spliced from 3 exons. The record is from RefSeq and is a predicted model, not a curated record. The coding region runs from base 1 to 3978 and encodes 1325 amino acids.
AUGGACAUCAACGAAGACACCAUCCCGGAGCUGCAGCCCAUCUUCACUUUCCUGAACAGCCACGCGAACAAGCUGUAUCAGGAGGGCUACUUUCUGAAGUUGGACGAUCAAAACACUCAGGGCAAGCCCAAUGCGGACCGCACCUGGACGGAGUGCUUCGCGCAGCUCGUCGGCACCGUCCUGUCGCUAUGGGACGCUGCAGAGCUGGACGCCGCCGGAGAGGAUGGUGAGAUCCUGCCAAAAUUCAUCAACCUGACGGAUGCGUCAAUCAAGAUGAUCGAAUCCCUACCAACACGAUCGAAUGACGAACAGCCGCUGCAGAACAUUCUCAGCAUCUCAACUGCCGGCAGAAACCGCUAUUUGCUGCACUUCAACUCCCACCACUCACUAAUUCAAUGGACCGCCGGAAUCAGACUCGCCAUUUUCGAGCACUCCACCUUGCAGGAGGCUUACACCGGCGCCCUUAUUGCCGGCAAGGGCAAGUCGCUCAACAACAUCAAUCUCAUUAUGGACAGAUCCAGGUUCAAGACUGAAGAGUGGGUUCGCGUGCGAUUCGGUGCAGGAGUCCCCUGGAGACGCUGCUGGUGUGUCAUUUCUCCACCCGACGAGAAGGAGUACCAGAAGGCACAGAAGGAGAUGCGCAAGAAGUCGCCUUACGACCGUUCUACUCCGGUUCUCAAGGGAAAUAUCAAGUUCUACGACACCAAGAAGGAUGGUAAGAAGCAGAAGAAGGCUCGACCGAUAGCGACGAUUACCGAUGCCUAUUCAUCAUACGCCAUCUACCCGCAGGCCAAGUCGCUGAUUGACGCAUCCACCCUGCUCAAGAUCGAGGGCAACAUCACCAUCCACUCCGAGCCGCCUUCCUCGACCGAGGGCUUCGUGUUUAUCAUGCCCGAAACCCAUCCUGCAGUCAGCGGCUUCGAGAUGCUGCUGCGUUUCCUCUUCCCGACCUGGGACACCUUCGCCCUCUACGGCCGCCCCGGGAGACUGGUUGCCAGUGUUUUGGACCCCAGAUCACUCAUGUUCGCCAUGCCCAAGCACCGAAGAUAUGGCUACCUCGAAAUUCUGGAUGUUUCUGGACUGAUUCUGACGGAGGGAAGCUCGUCUUGGUCUGAGCGUGAAUGGAGAAAGCAACUCAAGGAGCUGACUGGUAAGCGAAUGAAUGCUGUGGAUGAGGCUGGAGGCAUCAGACAAAGGAGCGGCAGCAAGAGAAGCAACCGCCUCAGCUUUGGCAAUGGAACGUCAAGCCCUGUUCCAGCCAAGCCCAGAGUUGGCUUUGCUGAUGACGCCAUCUCAAACCGUUCAUCCCGAUCCAUGUCUUUGGGUGCUCCCAACCGUUCAGAGACUGCACCUGUCACCACUUCCCGCCCACCUCCUGCAUUGGCUGGUCUGGGCUUGAACAAGGCGAACCACGCACGCAACUCCUCAGACCCCCAUCUGCUGGGUCAUGCACCCCCUCGCAAUGAGGAUAGAGGCUACGACAGCUCCUACAGCAAUUCCUACAACAACUCGCCCGCCCGUGGCCCGACCCCAGUUAAGGGUAUCCUCCGCUCAGGCACCCAGAGUUCCGAUGAUGACACAGCUCGCAGCACCCCUGUGAGGGACUUGGAGAACAAUGUCCGCUCCAUGGAGUCUCCUGAGCCUGUUGCAGCUCCUCCUGCUUUCAACUACGGACCUCAGUCCAAGCCUGCAGGCAAGCCGUACCACUCACCUGAUCUUCGCAGAGCUACUAGUCGCUUGUCCAACACGACCUUGUCCCAGCUGGCCAAGGCUGGAGGAUUCGCUAUCCCCCCUGAUGAUCGUUCGGAGAGUUCUUCUGAGCGCAGAAGCGGAGAGGACGCUGCAGGACCCAACCCAUUGGUACAAACUCACGCCGCCAAUAAUGUGGGAGGAUCUGCUGACAACAUCUUCACUGGUGAAGCUCUAACCCACAACACUCCCCCUCCUGCGGACUCGCUGCCGCCCCCUAUCCCACCCAUGAACCAGAAGCGUUCACGAUCUCCCCUUGCUCAGCACUCGUUCGGCCCCCCUAGCCCUCACCCUCGCGGCCCUCUGCCCCCCAACCCUCAAUCCCGUGGCGCCCCUGAUGCGAGACCCCCUCCCGACAUGCGUCCUCCUCAAGACAUGAGAGGCCCCCAGCAAAUGAGAAGUACGGAGCAGCUUCGAAGCCCCGUCGAGGGUCAGCAGUCCCCAUUCCCCCCUUACGAUGCGAGGCCUCCCCCUGGCCCCGGUAUGAGAGGCCCUCAACAGAUGAGAAGCAUCGAGCAGAUGAGGAGCCCAGUUGAAGGUCGACCUCAGCCAAACUUCUCUCGCCCCGAGGGAACGAGAACCCCUCCGAUCGGUGGUGACGGUAGGGUUCCGACGCCUGAGAUGAGAAACCGGGGCAUGAUGGGACCUCCCCCGCCCCAGCAUCGCACCCUGCCCCCGCUCAACACGGCAAAUGCAUUCCAGCGAAAGCCACUUCCAGCUCGCUCAGACAGCCUGAGAAGCCCACAAGAGACCCCGAUCUCGGCGUCCAGCGGUGGCAGCUGGGGAAAUAACAUCAUCGAUCAAGCUGCCUUCUCCCAAAUCCGAUACAACGACAGCCCUCGCCACACCCCCGUGCCCGAGCAGCAGAUUCGCAGAAAGCCGACGAUGCAAAGUGACAGCAGCUACUACGACGACAACGCAUCCAAUGUCAGCCCGGACUACGCCAGCCGCAAGUCGAGUGAAACCCAGCAUUCCCAAAAGUCUUUCGAGAGACCCCGUGUUGGUGUUUUGAAGACAGUGGGCGGUGCCGAUUCUGACUCUGGAAGCGAAAGGUUCAACAUCCCCGAGGUCAACUUUGGCCCUACUCUCAACUACGGCGCCAACCAGCCAGCCAGAAACAAGACUCCUACCCCGAUGAACCCGCAAGGAAUUCCUGGACCUCAGAGACCCUUCUCACCCGCUCUGAAGUCACCUCCGCCUGAGGGCGGACACAGCCGCCAGGAGUCCGAGGACACCAUGAGAAAGGUCGCUUGGCAACCUGGUGCUGCUACCGUCGGAACUGGCCAGGCUGGUCAGGGCAUCAGUGCCGAGCAGUUUGUCCAGCAGCGCGCUGCUCAGGCGACUACUCCCAUGUACGGCCACGGCCGCACCCCGUCUGGCAAUAUUCUUACUAUGCGAUCGAUGACGCCGACGCCCUCAAUGACCCAGAACACUUCUGCCGAGAGACUGGCUCGCCACUCGCGCAGCAGUUCCGCGGAUCUUCUGCAGCGACCCGGCUCCCGUGGUGCCAAUGCUGUGCUCGACAUGACGAACUCUGCUGAGGGUCCCUCUCACCUCUCUGCGCGCGAGCAAGAGCACGUGGCCCGCAUGACUGGAUCGCCCCUUAUCAGCAUGGCCGGAAACAGAAACGCCAACCAGGGACAAGGAGCCGGACUGGUAGGAGCAAUCCAGGCUCGUGAGCGCGAGAGAAUGCAGGCGAAGCAAGGCAUGAACACGCAGGCGGUGCAGCAGGCUAUCAACCAGCGGCAGCAGCAGCAGGCAAUGGCCUACCAGCAUCAGCUCCAGAGACAGCAGCAGCAACAGGUGCAACAGCAGCAGCAGCAACAGCAGGCUUAUCAACAGCAGAUGUACGCCCAGCAACAGCAAAUCAUGUCUCCCAUGUCUCCUAUGUCUCCCAUGUCACCGCAGCAGGGCAUGUACGCUCAAAGCAACAUGUCUCGCGGACAGAUGGGACCCCCUCGUGGACAGCCGAACGUCUACGGUGCUCCUGCUCAAAAUUUUGGCUAUGGACAGCAGGGUGGCUACGCGCAAAGCAAUGGCUUUAGUCAAGGGGCCAGCUAUCCCCAGGGUGCCACCUACGCCAACCCAAUGGCUAUGCGCCAGGGACGCCAAUCGCCUGGACCCCAGAUGAUGGACCCAAGAUUCAUGCCUCAGGGAGCCUACUCUCCCGGACCUCAGCAGGGCGGCAGGCAACCCUACCAGGCGCAGUACCAGGGCCAGGCUUUUUAA